CGCCGUUUCUGUUUCCUGGCCAUGGGCCCGCGGAGCCGUGAGCGUCGGGCGGGAGCAGUACAGAGCACCAAUGACAGUAGCGCCCUCAGCAAGAGCUCUCUGGCCUCGCGCGGGUACGUGGACGAUGCGUUCGCCUCGCUGCUGGUUCCGGCGACCGCGCGCCGCGCGCCCCUUAUCCACCGGGGCUACUACAUCCGCGCACGCGCCGUGAGCCACUGCGUGCACGCCUUCCUGCGGCGGACGAGCGCUUGCCCCGACGCGCCUCGCGCCCAGAUCCUGUCUCUCGGCGCAGGCUCGGACUCACUGUAUUUUCGGCUCAAAGCUUCAGGCCUUCUGGCCCGGGCCGGUGUCUGGGAAGUGGAUUUCCUGGAGGUGGCGCGGCGCAAGGCGGAGAGGAUCGGGGAGACGCCGGAACUAUGCGCGUUAAUCGGGCCUUUUCAAAGGGGGAGCCCCGAGUCGGCGCUGUGCUUUGAGAGCUUGGACUACCGAAUUCUGGGCCUGGACCUGCGGCAGCUGCGGCAACUGGACGAGGCCCUGGACGCGGCGGGCCUGGCCGCGGCCGCACCCACGCUGCUUCUGGCCGAGGCCGUGCUCACCUACCUCCAGCCCAGCAGUGCCGCAGCCCUCAUCGCCUGGGCUGCGCGGCGCUUUCCUAACGCCCUGUUCGUGCUGUAUGAGCAAACGAAGCCGCACGAUGCCUUUGGGCAGGUCAUGUUGCAGCAUUUCCAGCAGCUGAAUUCUCCCCUGCACGGCCUGGACCUCUUUCCUGACGUGGAGGCGCAGCGGCGCCGCUUCCUUCAAGCUGGCUGGCCGGCCUGCAGUGCCAUGGACAUGAAUGAAUUCUACCGCUGCUUUCUCCCUGCUGAAGAACGCCUGCGCGUGGAACGUCUGGAACCCUUUGAUGAGUUUGAGGAGUGGCAUCUGAAGUGCGCGCACUAUUUCAUUCUGACAGCUUCGAGGGGAGACGCCCUCUCCCAGACUCCUGUGUUGCCUCCCUCAGAGGCAUUUCCUCGGGUCGACCCUGCUUCGCCCUCAGGGCUCCUUGCUGCCAGAGUGGUCACUAGUGGCAGCCAGGGUUCAGACCUUAAGAGAUAUGGCCACGCCUCUGUCCUCUUGAGCCCCGGAAUUGUCCUCAGUACGGGAGGAUUUGGAGAACAGGAAGGACGGCACUGCCGAGUGAGCACGCUUCACUUGUUCUCAAAAUACCGUCAGGCUGAAUGGCAAAGCACCCGCAUAUGUGGUUGCGGGACUGGACUGCAGUGGGAUGGACGCCUUUACCAUACCAUGACAAGACUUUCGGAUACUCGGGUUCUGGUCCUGGGAGGGAGACUGUCCCCAUUAAGUCCAGCCUUGGGGGCUCUCCAACUUCAUCUAUGGAAGAGUGAGGAUAAUAGCACCGAAUCCCUGAAUGUGACAGUAACAAAAGUUGGCUCAGAUUACACUUUGUCACGUUGGCGGCAUUCAGCAACAGAAGUGUCUUAUCAGAAUGAGAAACACUUGUUUGUGUAUGGGGGUCGGAAUGUAGUGGAACCAGCGCUAAGUGACUGGCAUUUCCUACAUGUAGGAACAAUGGCUUGGGUCAGGAUCCCAGUGAAAGGGGAUGCUCCUGAAGCUCGCCAUUCCCAUAGUGCCUGCCCUUGGCAAGAGGGAGCCCUUAUUACCGGAGGUCUUGGAGCUUUUGAAGAGCCUUUAAAAUCUAUAGUCUUCCUGAGACCAAUCUCUGGAGGAUUCCUGUGGGAAUCAGUAGAUAUCCAGCCUCGCAUUACUCCAAGGUACUCCCACACAUCUCAUGUAUUCAGUGGACAGCUUCUGCUGGUCGGAGGGGUCUGGAUUCAUUCCUCCUCAGUUCCUGGAGUGACUGUUAUCAAUUUGAGUACAGGGUUGAGCACUGAGUAUCAGAUUGAUGCAACAAGUGUGCCAUGGCCAUUAAUGUUACACAACCAUACCAGCGUUCUCCUUCCUGAAGAGCAACAGCUCCUGCUCUUCGGAGGUGGUGGGAACUGCUUUUCCUUUGGCACUUACUUCAACCCCCAUACAGUGACACUGGACCUUUCUUCUUUAGGUCCUGAGCAGUAAACAUGAUGCUUGAUACAGACAAUAAAGGUUUCUACAAGUGGGA
Molecule: messenger RNA, 2119 nt
Organism: Chinchilla lanigera (long-tailed chinchilla)
Lineage: Eukaryota; Metazoa; Chordata; Mammalia; Rodentia; Chinchillidae
Gene: Lcmt2
Product: leucine carboxyl methyltransferase 2
Exons: 1
Coding region: 22-2076 (684 amino acids)
Biological process (GO): tRNA methylation; wybutosine biosynthetic process
Molecular function (GO): tRNA methyltransferase activity; protein binding
Source: RefSeq, a predicted model, not a curated record